UUGCUUGUUUUCGGUUUGAUUAUUUUCGUCGAUCUCGAGAGCACAAAAUCAAAAAUGCUAAUCUAAUAAUUGUGCACAAAAUACUUUAUAAAUUGCAUUCGAAAUCGCUAAAAUGUCUAGCGACGAGCAUCACGAGGAAGUAGUGGAGAUUGUCGAGGAGGACAAUUUGAAUUUCAUCGCAGAAGACUCAGAUGUAACAUGCAGGAUUUGUCAAGCGGAAUUCCUGGACCCCGAAGACCUGAGAAUACACCUGGAGCAAGUCCACAGGGGUACUGGAUCGCGAGGAUGUUAUUUUUGUCCACAAACCUACACAGAUAUGAUAGAUUUUGCCGAACAUUUUCGCGAUAAACAUCUUGUUAGCUUAUUUUACUGUUUAUAUUGUCUACGCUCAUUUACGAACGAGAAGGAAUAUAAAUUACAUGAGAGGAAGCAUAAACAAGGUACUAAGUCCACAUACAGCUGUGCUAUAUGCAGUGAGAGGUACGGGAGCCUCUCGGAUUUGCGGAAACAUGAUCUUAUUCAUCAAGAAGACAGCGAUGAAGGUUAUGUGAUACAGGAUCUUCUUCCAUACCUGUCUGCUGUGUUGAAAUUCAAGGCAGUAACCGCUUUACUGUCUCAGCAUAAACCAACCGUUCAUACAUGUAUGUGUUGUCACUUUACGACAACGGAAUUGGAAGAUAUCAUAGCACAUUCUCAGAAUAAUAAGAAAUGUAAGAUCUAUGUUUGUCACAAAUGUACCAAUGUGUACAAGAAUAAGGCUGCGUUGCAAUCGCAUUUGGAGAAGGUCUGCGAGAAAUAUAAACCGUACGGUCCAGUCGAGUGUCCGGACUGUAAAGUUAUUUACAAUUCGUUGGUGUUUUCAAAGCAUAAGAAAGUUUGUAAGAUUAUCAAAUGCUUUACCUGUGGAACCCAGUACCCGUCGAUGUACGAAUUAACCGAACAUCAGUCUAAAGACCAUCCGUUGUCUAUUGAGCUGGCAACGUGCAAGUUUUGCUGGAAACAAUGUGUCGGUACGAUUGCGUUGGAAAAACAUAUAGAGAGAACUCAUAAACCACACUUGCAUCUUUAUAAAUAUCUUUGCACAAAUUGUAAGAUGCCUUUUAAGCAUCCGCAGAAGCUGUUCGCUCAUUAUUUUACAAUGCACAAAGACAUAGAACCGUAUACUUGCAAGAUUUGUUCCAAAACAUUCAGAAUAAGAAAGCAGUUUACAUUGCAUAUUAAACUGGAGCAUAAAAGCGUUGGAUUCGUUGAGUUUGAUGAGAAUUAUCACGUGUUCUUUACUGAGAAGAAGUCGGAAAACCCUUUUAUUCCUAAGAGUCUGUAUGAGAAUGAGGAAGAGAAGGAGAAAGAGACUGUUACAGAAACCACAGAUGAUACAAACUUGUCCAUUCUGAACAUGAAUUCAGAAAUGUCUGAAACGGAAGGCAAUCAGACAGAAACUGGCCUCUUAGUGCCUAGGAAACGUAAAAGAGGGCCCGCAAAAGGCCGUAAAAAGACUCAAAAUGUCAUAACUAUAUUAUCAUCGGACGAUGAACCUUUAGAAGUUCUGAGAAAGAAAACAGAACCUGCGCAGAAUGUAACAGCUACCAGUUGGAAGAAGAAACAGCAGGCGAUUAACAAAAAACGGUUUACUUGCACCAUUUGUAACAAAUACUGCUAUACGUAUCAAAAUUAUAACCAUCAUGUGAGCCUCCAUUCGAAAAAUGAAUACAAAAAGUGUAUAAAAUGCUCUAAAGUGUUCCGAAGUAAAGAAAAACUGACUAGACACAUGAAUAAUGAACACUCCUCCUCAAAACUCACUGAUACUCUUAAAACUAUGUUAGAGAAAAGGAAAAAUGGUGAACGUAUUAUAGAUAGCCUACCAAUGUCAGAAAGAUUUAGACGGACUAUUAAAAAAGUGGAUUGUGAGAACACAGGCGUGGUAGCCAACAUAAAGCAAGUAGAAGACGGUCUUUCAGUUCAGAAAUUCAUUGAAAAUUUUAUGCCUGAAGAAAAUAGAUCGGACAGUCCAAUUGAUAAUAGUGUUACCGUGACAAUGGUAAGUGGUGUCGAAAAGAAAUCGUCGAUUAAAAUGACCAAGUUUAAUUUAAAACCGUUACCAGAAAGUACGAAGUUGGCAAUGCCUGUUAAAUUCAAACCGAAUCAGUUUGAGAAGACGGUAGCUAGCAUCCGAUUAGUACAAGCUGUUUCGUAUCAAGAAGACAGUCAAGACAACGAUAGCCAAUCGUAUAACGAAGAUAUGGAGAGAAAUGAAUCGAUACCAGAAGUGGCAGAAGAAAUAAUGCUUGAAGGUACAGAGGAAACGCCAAAAUCGACACAAAUACCGCAUAAAAUUGUGAUACCGAAACUCCCGACAAUGUACAAGGAUCUUCGGAUCGCCCAUUUGCAUCCCCAAGCGCCUUAUUACAAAAUUGUGACCGUGAAUGAAGUUUUAAACGCGGCCGAUAAGCCUGUGGUUAAAAAGGCACCUACCAAUAAGAGUGAUACGAUAAAAUUACCGGAUGGGACGAAAUUGGUUACUACAAACCCCUUAGCUCAUUUAUUAGGGAAGACGCCUAUUGAAAAAGUCAUGGAACCAAUGAAAAAUAGGUAUUAUAAAUAUAAAGAGAGGAAUUUGCCUAAAAUGCUAGCUGAGGCGUUGAGUAAUUUGGAUAAGCCUUUGGUUAGAAAGAAGAAAUUGACUGAUGAUAAUUUUUCUGAAGUUAGUAGUUAGACGUCGCAGACAGUCUGGGGCUCCGACUCGAAGAGCAGUACCUUUUUUUUGAUGGGGGUAAAUCAUCCAAUUAGUUCUCCCGCCUUGGGUGAGAUGACAGGGAGUGUCAGACUCUUACUGAUUAAAAACCACCCCGUUUCUUCACCAGAGCAGUACCCUUAGUAAGAGUUUGCUUUACGUUUAAUAAUCUUCAAGAUUAAUAAUCUAAAUGAGACCGCGUCCGGGCUUUGAUUGGUUGGUUUAUUCGAGCCGGCCAAUCAAAGCGUCGAAAUUAUACUUUUGUUUAAUUUCAGAGUAAUCUUUUUCCAAUUUUUUUAAACGUAAAGCAAACUCAUACUAAGGUUACAGGAGUAGGAACGGGGUGAUUUUUAGUCUGUAAGAGUCUAACACUCCCUCUCGCCUCAGCCACGGCGGAAAAAGUCAUAGUCAUUGGAUGAUUUUCCCCCCUCAAAAAAAGGCAGACAGUCGCUGUAUGCGGGUCACUUCCAACCUCGCGAUUCUAUGAAGGACUGUUGCAGUAGACAUGUUGCUGAUAUUGUUGAUCAUAGUGAAUUAACUAAAACAUGGUCUACUCACGUACAUUAAUGGAGAAAAGAUCUACAAGUUUUGAGUCACAGAGGGACUCUGUUAGCCUAAUAAUUACGUGAAUAAACCGUGAUUUUUAGUUAAUUUAGUCUCAUGAUAGUCUAAAUAUCAAUGUUAUUUCAACAAUAAGAACACUAUGUUUUGUUUUUAAUACAUUAAAUGUAUUUUUUUGGUUGUUAUGAGUUCAUAAAGUUGUCAAAAUUUUAGUCUUGUAAUUUUGAAUAGAAAAAAUUCAGCGUCCUUUGGCCAAUACAAAAUUAUGUUUUUGUUUUCGUUUACUUUAAAAUGUAAUCUAGCAGUCAAUUGUCUAAUAUUUUAAGGAUUUUAGGGCAUUUCAUUUAAUAGAUUUUUUACUUUAUUGCAAUGUGAUACGGUUGAAAAUCUAUUAUAAUCUUCAUGACUUUGGCGACUAAAUUCUGUCGUUAGCAAAGCUCUAUGCAAUAGUUAUUUUACUCCUAGUUAUAAAUAUGAAGUAAUAAUGUUAAAUAUAUAUUAUAGACUUUAAAAUAAAUGUACAUAAUAUUUUUUA
Molecule: messenger RNA, 3827 nt
Organism: Spodoptera frugiperda (fall armyworm)
Lineage: Eukaryota; Metazoa; Arthropoda; Insecta; Lepidoptera; Noctuidae
Product: zinc finger protein 721-like
Exons: 1
Coding region: 113-2713 (866 amino acids)
Cellular component (GO): nucleus
Source: RefSeq, a predicted model, not a curated record